Pleurotus ostreatus (oyster mushroom) is the source of this 411-nucleotide messenger RNA. RefSeq names its product SM-like, degradation of cytoplasmic mRNAs and positively regulates transcription initiation (gene LSM1). Bases 1 to 411 code for a protein of 136 amino acids. Gene Ontology annotation, molecular function: RNA cap binding. NCBI's taxonomy places the organism in Eukaryota, Fungi, Basidiomycota, Agaricomycetes, Agaricales, Pleurotaceae. The transcript has 4 exons. The record is from RefSeq and is a predicted model, not a curated record. Gene Ontology annotation, biological process: deadenylation-dependent decapping of nuclear-transcribed mRNA. Gene Ontology annotation, cellular component: Lsm1-7-Pat1 complex; P-body.
AUGGACACUCUCAUCCCAUUCACAACUUCGGGAUCUCUCGUGGAUUGCGUGGACAGGAAGAUGCUAGUCGUCCUCCGAGACGGUAGAAAACUGCACGGCGUCUUACGCUCUUAUGAUCAGUUUGCUAACCUCGUACUCGAGGAUACGGUGGAACGAAUAUAUCACGGAAAUGCAUUCGCAGAAAACUGGCACGGUCUGUUUCUCAUCCGUGGCGAGAACGUGGUCCUCCUUGGUGAAAUAGACCUCGAUCAAGAAGACGAGAUUCCUCUUCAGCAAGUCGACUAUGCACUGCUGGAGCAGUACACGAAGAAAGAUGCCGAAAUCAAGAAGCGACGCGAGGAGAUCAAGGCUCAGGUACUAUUCGAAGAGAAAGGGUUCUGCAAGGAGGGCGGGGAGGGCGAUGGAUACUAA